Messenger RNA from Gryllus bimaculatus (two-spotted cricket), 1866 nucleotides. The record is from the annotation of a GenBank genome assembly. NCBI's taxonomy places the organism in Eukaryota, Metazoa, Arthropoda, Insecta, Orthoptera, Gryllidae.
AUGCCUCGCUCUGCUUCAUCUGGCCCCGCUCUCUUCUGCUAUUAUCGCUGUACCGCAAUAGUUGCUAUGAGCAACUGUAAACAGUUCUUGUGGUGCCAUUGUGCGUUCUGCCUGUAUCGUGGUAAGUAUGAAUUGUGGCUGCGGCGCCGUGAGGGUGGCGGGGUGAUGUGCAGGGAGGAGUUCGACUUCGUCAUCGUCGGCGCGGGCGCCGCCGGCAGCGCCCUGGCCCUGCGCCUCACGGAGCGACCGGACUGGAACGUGCUGCUGCUGGAGGCCGGCGGGGAAGAGGUGCCCGUCAUGGACGUGCCCUUCUUUAUCGGCCAGUUCCAAUCCACCGACGCCAACUGGCAGUACGUCACCACCCCGCAGACCACUUGCUGCGUUCUCAUGGAGGACUCCCGGUGCGACUACCCCACUGGCAGAAUGGUCGGCGGCGGCACAGGCAUCAACUACAUGUUCGCGAUUCGCGGCAACGCCCUGGAUUUCGACAACUGGGCGGCCAUGGGAAACCGCGGGUGGUCGUUCGCGGAUGUGCUUCCGUACUUCAAGAAGGUUGAGGACGUGAACAUUCCCGAAUUGCAAAACAGCGAUCUCCGGGGACAUGGAGGAAGAGUAAAAAUAACUUAUCCAGACUAUUUCUCAGAUGUGGGGCGACUGAUCCUGCGCGCUGCAGAGGAAGCGGGCUUCUUCAUGACGGACUACAACGGCGAGAAGCAGACAGGAACGGGGCGCAUCCAGACUACAACGUACGAAGGCUCUCGCUGGAGCGCCAACGCAGGCUACUUGAACGAGGCGCGCGCCCGCCCCAACCUCUUUCUGCGCACGCGCAGCUUCGCCACGCGCCUCGUGCUGGAGGGCGUGCGCGCGCGCGGCGUGCGCUACGAGCGAGGCGGCCACGAGCACGUCGCCUACGCCACGCGCGAGGUGAUCCUGUCGGCGGGCGCCGUCAACUCCCCCGCCAUCCUCAUGCACUCGGGCAUCGGGCCGGCCGACCACCUGCAGCAGCUGGGCAUACCGGUGGUGCAGCCGCUGCCCGUCGGGCACAACCUCAUGGACCACACGCCGUUCACCGCCACCUUCACCACGCUCAACCAGUCCCUGGCUCCCAGCCUGCUUGAGAUCAUGCUCAAUCCCCAAACCCUCGUCGACUACUUCAAGAAGAGGACCGGUCCUCUCACGUCGACAGGGACGUUCGAGGCGGUUUCGUUCCAUGAGAUGGAAGGGACCAAUUUCCACGUCCCCGGCUGGCCGGACGUGGAGAUUCUGUACGCCUCUGGCAGUCCAGCGCCGACCGCGAAAGCUGCCAGACUCUUUCGAGUAACGAGGAGCACGUACGAUCGACUGCUCAGACAGCUGGAGAACAAGCCUGUUGUUAUGGCCGUCAUAAUGCGGCUGCGCCCCAGCAGCCGCGGGCGUGUUUACCUGCUCGACCGCAACACCUCCACCCCGCCGCAGAUCGACCUCAACGCGUUUUCGGACCCUGAGGACGUGCAGGUGGUGCUGGACGCAGUGAGAACGUACCAAAAGAUUCUGGCCUCACCCAGUUUCCAGAAGGUUGGCGCUAGGUUGUGGGAUACGCCGGUCCCAGGCUGCGAACAACUUUUAUUCGACUCUGAUGACUACUGGCGCUGCGCGAUUCGUCAGUUUUCGCAUCCCAUUUAUCACCCGAGCGGAACCUGCAAAAUGGGACCUCCUGGAGAUCCAACGGCUGUAGUAACACCGGAGCUGAAAGUUGUUGGUGUUGAAAGAUUGCGAGUUGUGGAUGCGUCCAUUAUGCCAUUAAUCACUUCAGGACAUUUGCAAUUACCAACUUACAUGAUAGGAGAGAAGGCUGCAGACAUGAUCAAAGAGGAACAUGCAAGAUAA